Molecule: messenger RNA, 926 nt
Organism: Elaeis guineensis (African oil palm)
Lineage: Eukaryota; Viridiplantae; Streptophyta; Magnoliopsida; Arecales; Arecaceae
Product: ergosterol biosynthetic protein 28
Cellular component (GO): endoplasmic reticulum; membrane
Molecular function (GO): protein-macromolecule adaptor activity
Source: RefSeq, a predicted model, not a curated record
UUUAAGAUCAUAAGAUUCGAAGGUGAUUUUAGGAGUGGGAGGAUGUGAGGUCAUUGUCCUGCAAGAUCAUCUGGUACAACCAAAUACACUAAUUUUGUCACCUUCAUUCGCAUCACCGUUAAUCUUAAACCAUCACCCCGUACCGCACUCCCCCUAGCUGUACGGUGGCAAAACCCGACAGCAGUGGCAGUGUUCUCAUGCUACCGUGUUAGCGGUAGCCACUAAAUAAAGCAGGCCAUUUCAGCGUGGACCGUCGACGCGCAGAUCUCUCCAUCCGAUAAACGUACCGCCUCCUUUUCUCCGCUCGCAACUUGUUUGCGAAAUUGCCUUUGAGAGAAAGCGAGAGAUGAGGGCGCUGGGUUUGUGGCUGAUGCUGGUGGGAUCGCUCCGUGUCGCCUCCGUCUGGUUCGGCUUCUUCGACAUCUGGGCUCUCCGCCUCGCCGUCUUCUCCCAAACCCAAAUGACUGAUGUCCAUGGGCGGACAUUUGGAAUUUGGACCCUUCUGACCUGCACUCUCUGUUUUCUUUGUGCAUUCAACCUUGAGAAUAAGCCUCUUUAUUUGGCUACUUUUCUAUCAUUCAUUUAUGCCUUUGGUCAUUUUCUCACUGAAUAUUUGAUAUACCAUACAAUGGCUGCAUCAAACCUUAUAACUGUUGGAAUAUUUGCAGGUACAUCAAUUGUGUGGAUGUUGUUACAGUGGAAUGCGCAUCAACCUCGGACAACUUCAAAGCUGGAAUGAACCAUUUUCAUAUGAUGCAAAUGUACUCAGAUACCAAUUAAUGUUAUUCUCUCUGUUAGGCAGCAAACUCGCAUUUGCCAAGAAGAUUAUCAUCAUGAACUCUUCCUUGACAUGGGUUUCAGAUAUGUAUUCCCGUAGAAUUUUCCUAAAAGGUCCAUAAGACCUUUUUGAUUGAUGCUGGCAUAAA